Molecule: messenger RNA, 4543 nt
Organism: Ornithorhynchus anatinus (platypus)
Lineage: Eukaryota; Metazoa; Chordata; Mammalia; Monotremata; Ornithorhynchidae
Gene: PACS1
Product: phosphofurin acidic cluster sorting protein 1
Exons: 24
Coding region: 7-2916 (969 amino acids)
Biological process (GO): protein localization to plasma membrane
Molecular function (GO): transmembrane transporter binding
Source: RefSeq, a predicted model, not a curated record
CGGGCCAUGGCGGAGCGCGGAGGAGCCGGCGGCGGGGGCGGCGGACACCCGCGGGGCUCCGGACAGUCCCCUCAGCAGCCGCCUCAGCCCUCGCCGCCUCAGCCGUCGCCGCCUCAGCCGUCGCCGCCUCACACGACGCCGCCUCACACGACGCCGCCUCAGCCGCCGCCUCAGCCGCCGCCUCAGCCGGUCCCGAAGGCGGCCCCGGCCUCCGCCCCCGCCGCCGCCGCCGCCGCCGCCGCCGCCUCGUCCUCCUCCGCCGGGGGGGCGUCCGGCUUGGCGGCGGCGGCCCCCGGGGGCGGCCCGGCCCGGCCCCCGGUGCAGAUGAACCUCUACGCCACCUGGGAGGUGGACCGGAGCUCGGCCAGCUGCGUGCCCAGACUGUUCAGCCUGACCCUGAAGAAGCUCAUUAUGCUCAAGGAGAUGGACAAGGAUCUGAACUCGGUGGUCAUCGCCGUGAAGCUGCAGGGCUCCAAGAGGAUCCUGCGCUCCAAUGAGAUCGUCCUUCCGGCCAGCGGGUUGGCGGAGACGGAGCUCCAGCUGACUUUCUCCCUCCAGUACCCUCACUUCCUCAAGCGGGACGCCAACAAGCUGCAGAUCAUGCUGCAGAGGAGGAAGCGUUACAAGAACCGGACCAUCCUGGGCUACAAGACCCUCGCCGUGGGGCUCAUCGACAUGGCCGAGGUGAUGCAGCAUCCCAGCGAGGGGGCCCUCGUCCUCGGCCUGCACAGCAACGUGAAGGAUGUGGCCGUCCCGGUGGCGGAGAUCAAGAUCUACUCCCUGUCCAGCCAGCCCAUCGACCACGAAGGAAUCAAGACCAAGCUGUCCGACCGCUCUCCCGACAUCGACAACUAUUCCGAAGAGGAGGAGGAGAGCUUCUCGUCGGAGCAGGAAGGGAGCGACGAUCCUUUACACGGGCAGGACCUGUUCUACGAAGACGAGGAUCUGCGCAAGGUGAAGAAGACCCGAAGGAAACUGACCUCCGCCUCGGCCAUCACCCGGCAACCCAACAUCAAACAGAAGUUCGUGGCCCUGCUGAAGAGGUUUAAGGUCUCCGACGAGGUGGGCUUUGGGCUGGAGCACGUUUCCCGGGAGCAGAUCCGCGAGGUGGAAGAGGACCUGGACGAGUUGUACGACAGCCUGGAGAUGUACAACCCCAGCGACAGCGGCCCCGAGAUGGAAGAGACGGAGAGUAUCCUCAGCACCCCCAAGCCCAAGCUCAGGCCCUUCUUCGAAGGGAUGUCCCAGUCCAGCUCCCAGACGGAGAUCGGCAGCCUCAACAGCAAGGGAAGCCUGGGCAAAGACACACCCAGUCCCAUGGAGUUGGCCGUCUUGGACAAAGUCAAAUCUUCGUGGAGUAAAAACCUGGAGGACAGCCUGACGGAAACGGAGACUCUGGACGUCAGUGAUCAGGACACGUUCGGAGACGCCAGCGCCACGUUGGCGGUGCCAGAGAAAAUCAAAACGCCCAUGAAGUCCAGCAAGGGCGAUCUCCAGGGUUCUGCUUCCCCCAGCAAAAUGGAUGGGGUGCACACCCCUCGACAGAAAAGGAGCACGCCCCUCAAGGAGCGGCAGCUCUCCAAACCCCUGAGCGAGAGGACCAACAGUUCCGACAGCGAGCGCUCGCCCGACCUGGGCCACAGCACUCAGAUCCCCCGGAAGGUGGUCUACGACCAGCUGAACCAGAUCCUGGUGUCGGAAGCCGCCCUCCCGGAGAACGUCAUCCUGGUGAACACGGUGGACUGGCAGGGGCAGUAUGUGGCGGAGCUCCUCCAGGACCAGCGGAGGCCCGUGGUCUGCACCUGCUCCACCGUGGAGGUCCAGGCCGUCCUGUCGGCCCUGCUCACCCGCAUCCAGCGAUACUGCAACUGCAACUCUUCCAUGCCGCGGCCCGUGAAGGUGGUGGCCGUCGGGGGCCAGAGCUACCUGAGCUCCAUCCUCCGCUUCUUCGUCAAGUCCCUGGCCAACAAGACCUCCGACUGGCUCGGCUACAUGCGCUUCCUCAUCGUCCCCCUCGGGUCUCAUCCGGUCGCCAAAUACAUAGGCUCGGUGGACAGCAGGUACAGCAGCAGCUUCCUGGAUUCGGCCUGGAGGGAUCUGUUCGGCCGCCCGGAGCCCCCCGUGUCAGACCAACUCGACGUGGUGGGGCGAGUGAUGCAGUACGUCAGCGGGGCCGGCGUGACCCACCAGCUCCCGGUGGCCGAAGCCAUGUUGACCUGCAAACACAAAUUCCCAGACGAAGACUCCUGUCAGAAGUUCGUUCCCUUCAUCGGCGUGGUGAAGGUGGGGCUGGUGGAAGACUCCCCCGCGACCGCGGGCGACGGGGACGACGCGCCCGUGGUCAGCCUGACCGUCCCCUCCACGUCACCGCCCUCCAGCUCCGGGCUGAGCCGGGACACCUCGGCCACACCCCCCUCCUCCCCGUCCAUGAGCAGCGCCCUCGCCGUGGUGGGGAGUCCCAACAGCCCCUACGGGGACGUGAUCGGCCUGCAGGUGGACUACUGGCUGGGCCACCCCGGCGAGCGGCGGAAGGAGGGGGAGAAGCGGGACGCCAGCUCCAAGAACACCCUGAAGAGUGUCUUCCGCUCGGUGCAGGUGUCCCGGCUGCCUCACGGCAGCGAGACCCAGCUCUCGGGCACCAUGGCCAUGACCGUGGUCACUAAAGAGAAAAACAAGAAAGUUCCCACCAUCUUCCUGAGCAAGAAACCCCGCGAGAAGGAGGUGGACUCCAAGAGCCAGGUCAUCGAAGGCAUCAGCCGCCUGAUCUGCUCGGCCAAGCAGCAGCAGACCAUGCUCAGAGUGUCCAUCGACGGGGUGGAGUGGAGCGACAUCAAGUUUUUCCAGCUGGCCGCCCAGUGGCCCACCCACGUCAAGCAUUUCCCCGUGGGACUGUUCAGCGGGAACAAGCCCACCUGAGGCCCACGCUCCCGGCGGGGGAGGGGGCGGCCAGCGAGGCUCUGGGCCCCAGCGUCCCCUCCCUCCUCGGGGGUCCGCCCUCUUCCCUGGCCCAGUCUCGAGGGACACUGCCACUGGGGAAGCCGGUGCCGCCCCCGCCCUCCCGGCCGCCUCCUGGCCCGCUCGCUCUCUGUGCCCCGAUUGCACGUGCUGCCCUUCUCCCUUCCCCCCGCCCCCCCUACCAGGGGGCCGCGGUCCAAGCCCGGGCUCCUCGGCUCUGCCCUCUGGCACCUUUCUAUUGGUUACUGGAAUUAAGCUCCCCCCCCCACCCCCACCCCCGGCAGGCCGGCUCCCCGCUGAUCUUCCCCGUGCCGCCCCGGAGGCCCCCCCCCUUCCCCGUGCCGCCCCGGAGGCCCCCCCGUCCGUGGGCGAGGGUCCCGGAGGCUGGAGGGAGGUGCGGCCGCAGAGGGUCAGUGCUGUCGGGGUGGGGGGGGGCGGGGACCUGCCCUCGGGCUCCAAGCUGCCAAGCCCCUUCCGGGUUUUAAAGCCAUCGUUGCCAGAAGCUACAUUCCCCGCCCCAUCCUCCUCCUCCUCCUCCUCAGUCAGCUGCCCACUGGCCUGCCCCCCUUUCCCGAGGAACCCGGGGCAGCUGGGGGCCAGGAGCUAGUUUGGCCCGUUUCCCCCCUCCCCUCGGGGCUCCCCCAGAGGGGCGUAGCCAGGGGAGGGACGGAGCUCCGCAGCGGCGGGCAACCAGAUCCGCCCGCUCCUAGCCCGAAUCCCCCGCGGAGGAGGCCGCGGGGUGGGUUCUUCGGGGUGGGGGCCGCCCCCCGGCCUGGGAGGACCCGGAGCGGCGGCGGGCCCUCCCUCCCCCAGCCGCCGCCGGGUUCACCGCCGACGUCUCCCCGUCGUGUGCGUCCGAGAGCGAGCUUGUUUGGUUCUUCCCACAGCUGGUCUGUUCCGUGUGCCCCCGCCCCCCGGCCUCCUCCCGGCUCUUUUCCCCCAGAGCGUCCCGUCGGUCCCGCGCUCCCUCGGCUCCUCCUCCCCUCCCGCUCGCUCUCCGUCUCCCUCGGCCUCGGGCUGCGGGUGAGCGGCGGCGUCCGGGCCCUGCCGUUCCACCCGCCCGCCACCCCGAACGUUUACGUGCGUCCGUGUCCGUCCGUCCGUCUUCCUCGCCCCGGCGCUCCGCCGCCGGUCCGGCGUCGGGGCGUCCUCGGCCGUCCGUCUUUCCGCCCGCUUCUCCGACGCCCCUCGCCCCGGGCCGCGGGAGUCCUGGCCGGCUCCGCUCCAUCCGCGCCCCUCCGGCGGGCCGGGCGACUCGGCCCCCUUCCGCCCCCCGCCCCGGGGACUUCAUCCCUUCGGGUCUGAGGACCACCCGGGGUGGGGGCUGGGGAGGGGGAGGCGCCGCCCGAGCCUCAGUAUUCCGUUAGCCCGCAGCCGUGGACGGAACCGACUCCACUGGGGAAAGAAGGAUCUCCCCUCCUAUCCCUCCGUCUCCCCCUCCCCGACCCCCGCCACCCCCGGCCCCCUCCCAGUGCUCGGCCCGGACUCUGCUGCUCUCCUCGGGCCCCGGGGGAGGUGUUGGGGGUGGGGGGCGGGGAAGGGAGAGCGCUGUUGGAUUUUUCAUUCAAUAAACCGUGGUGAUUUCUUA